This is a messenger RNA of Eriocheir sinensis (Chinese mitten crab), 4105 nucleotides long. RefSeq names its product piggyBac transposable element-derived protein 4-like. The coding region runs from base 1346 to 2599 and encodes 417 amino acids. The record is from RefSeq and is a predicted model, not a curated record. The transcript is spliced from 3 exons. NCBI's taxonomy places the organism in Eukaryota, Metazoa, Arthropoda, Malacostraca, Decapoda, Varunidae.
AUAUUAAGCUGAAAGGCCUCUUGCUCCCACUAACAAUACUGAUAAAAAAUGAAGAACGGAGAAAGACGAGACGAGGAAGGAGGGGAGGAGGGCGAGAGGGUAAAAAGUGAAGACUGAUAGAACAUUUUAGAAGGAAGAUUUUUUUUUUUUCGUUGGGGAAAUACCUCAAGGGAGAUUUAUUAAGGGAGCGAAAGAAUUAAGUGGAAGCAACAGGCGGUAAAUUGCUCAUUAUUAAACAGGUAACAACGUUCACCACUCAGUAAUUAAUAUAGAGAAUAACUACGGCUCGAUUGAAAUGGUAAAUUAAACACAUAUUCACUCAUGCUAAAAGGAGGUAAGAAUGGGAGAUAAAGGGCAGAAAGGAAUAGUUAGGACUAGUAAAAGUGUUAGGCUAGGGGAAGCAGAGUAACAAAGAAAGGAAAAUUAAGAAAAGGAAGAAAAUGUUUAGCAGAAAAGAAGCUGCAGCCUUACCAGGUUGUCGUACUCAUCACAAUGUAUUUUCCGGUAUCUCUUCCACAACUAUUACAAAACAAAUGCAUCACACAUCAAUCUUUUUAACAAUCACUUUAAUUAGAUAUCGAUAUUUGUGCGGAUAAGACAGUUUUUAGGCCUGAAACUAAUAAAUGAUACGUUCUGAGUACGAUAAUAUGGCGACUGUGUUCACCGGAGAGUAAGCGACGUCAACAGCGGCGUGGCGGCGGCGUGCGAACGGCGAGGCAGCGGCGGCACGCGUGUUCGAGCCCCGCCAGGCCCGGACACCCCCGCCAGCGUGGCCGAGGAGGUGGGCAAGGCCGCCAGGGUGAUCGUGGAGGCCGUGGACACCUGGAGGAGAUGAGGCAGUUCCCCGUCCUCUGCCGAAGCAACACCUUGUAUAUACAUGAUCCUCGGCACCGCUCCCUCCACCCCCCAGGCCCAGCCAACGUUAAGUCCAGGCCAGUGCUGGAGGACCUGCUGGGCAGUGACUCCUUCAGCCCCAACACUGCCUUCCAAGCCCUCAAGUGUACACAUACCCUCCUACAGAAGUUGUGUCAACUUGACAGUAUCUAUCCCCUACCCUGGUGGCAGAACAACAAGCCAACAACAUCCACUAGCAAUUACCACUGCCGGGGCUUUACAGGCCAUGGCCUAACCAGCCCCCUAAAACAUUGCAGAAGAAAAAGAAGUAGUAUAUCAUAUAAUUAUAAUAUAAUUUUUUACCAAUUUAUAAGUGAAAUAGCUAAAAUAUUCAUAUGUCCACAGGUAAAUCAGUAUUUCUGGCAUAAGAUAUGAUAGAUACAAUAUAAUAACAGUGGCAUUUUAGGCUGCUAUCGACUUAGACAAGUGAUCAUUCCGUGCUGUGUUGAAGAUGGCACCGGAUGAUUAUGACACCAGUGAUGAGGAGAUAGAGGCUGAUGAUGUGGCCAGCACUGGGGACCUCAGUGGUGAUGAUUCAGCUACUUUGACAGAAGGCAGCGACAGCAGUGACGGGGACACCCGCGCACUGGGUGUUGUGUCACCAGGGGCGGGCGGGUGGGUGCCAGUGACAGGUGAUGUUGGGCCUCCCCCAGGGCCUUUUACAGGAGCCAGUGGGUUGAAACAUCCCCCAGUAGUGAUGCCGUGCCCAUUGAAUAUUUUAGAGUUUUUUACUCCUGAUUUGUUGGAUAAAGUGGUUCUGGAAACUAACAGGUAUGCAAGGCAGUGGAUUGAAAGUCAUGUGCAGCACUUGAGGGAGAAAAAGAGGUCUGUGGUGCAUUCCUGGAUCACUCAAGGUAACACUAAUCCUAGAGAGUUUCUGGCAUUCCUGGCAGUAGUAAUGAACAUGAGACUGAUCAGGAAGCCAACUAUUAAGUCAUACUGGGACUGCUCCAGCCCCAGCCAGUCAACUCCAUGGUUCAGAGAACACUUCAACAGGGAGAGGUUUGGGCUAAUGCUUAAGUUUCUCCACUUCAAUGAUAAUGAAAAUUUGCCUGACAAAACUGAUCCUGCUUACAGGUUAUACAAAAUUCAGCCUCUUGUGGGCCAUUUUCAGAGGGUGUUCCAGAGUCGGUACAUCCCAGGCCACAAACUUUCCAUCAAUGAAAGCGUUAUUGAAUACCAUGGUAAAGCCCCCAACUUGAGGCAGUACAUGCCUAAUAAGCAUCAUGGUCUCUCUGGAUUGAGGGUGUGGUGCUUGUGUGAGGCUGAGACAGGGUACACCGUGACCCUUGAUGUGCUCAAAGGAACAAGCCACGCACCGGCCAGUCAGGGUGCUGCCACACAUGAUGUUGUGAUGCGCCUCCUGGCUAAGGCAGACCUCCUGCACCGGGAACACCACCUUGGUCUAGAUAGUUAUUUCUCAUCACCUGAGCUGUUUGAGGAUCUGUGGCAGGCACAGACUACAGCAACAGGCACAGUAUGGGUGAAUAGGAAAGGUCUGCCAAAGGAAGCUGCACACCUUAAGUUAGGACAGCAUCAAGUUUUGGAGCGAAGGAAAGGACCACUGCUCUGUGUGGCGCACAGAGAUGGCAAAAAGACUCCUGUGUUCCUCUCUACAAUGGCCAAAGCUGGUUCACUACUGUGCAUAAGCAAAACAAAGCAGACAAGGAAUUGCCUUGCAUUGUUGCAGACUAUAACAAGGUAAUGGGAGGCGUAGAUCUGAAAGACACCAGGCUGUAUGUGCACCUAAGGGAAAGGAAAACAUUCAGGUGGACAACCAAGGCUGCUUUUUCUCUGUGCAGCCACACUCAACAACUGUGUGUUGUAUAAGAGAAACACGUCUCAAACACCCAUCCUGCCAAGGCACCGCUUCAUGGUCAGUAUCAUUGAGGCCCUCGCUCAAGACUACGCCCCGCCAAAAAUCUAGAGGAGACGUCACACUGCAGUGGAUAUCCAGGCCAGCAGGAUCCCACCUGAACCAAUAGUUGCUCCUUUCCAUGUGGCAGCAUCAGGUGAUGAUGGACAUGACAUGAAGAGGUUGCCUGUAGGCAAGAAGAGGAACUGUGCUGCCCCUCAUGCCAGGCAUGUGUGGAUGUGCUACAUGUGCCCCAAGUGUAACAAAGGGUUCUGCCCAGAGUGUUACCCCAGCUAUCACAAGAGGCUCAGGGAAUAGUCUGUAUGUGUUCUGGCAUGUCUACACACCUGCAUCACUUUGAAUGAAUUCAGAGUAUGCGUCUAUACAGUAAUCUUAACACAAUGGGAUUUUUUUUUCCCGUUGUGGCCCAUCAACAAUUUAUAUUUUAUUAUGUCUACUCAUGAUAAUUUUUUUAUCAUUGAUUUUACCAAAGCGAGGAGCAGCUUUUAGGCUAUCAAGAGAUAUAUCAUUACCAAAAAUUAUUUAAAUAAUUUGAAUGCAUAAAAGAUGAAGCAAAAGAAUACCUGUUUACAUUAUCUCCCCAUUUUUUGUGUACAUAACAGAUUAUCCGUGACAGUUAUAAACAUGGCGGGUUGAAGAAUAGAUUUGGCACGAUUUUGGGCAGAAAUGUAAAGAUGAUCAUGAUUAGCAGGAGUGUGAAGGCCCUGGUACCUUUUGUGAGCUGCCUGUAUCUUUGACAGCACGAGAACAAGCAUGAUUGAACCAAGACUUUUUAGCAUGAAGAGUAGAGAAAGUACAUGGAAUGUGUGUCUCCAUUCCAGAGACAAUCACCUCUAAUGCAUUGGGCACACACAGAGGGGUCUCUCCUAAAAACAGUAAUCAUUCCAUGGGAAAUCAGAAAAGUACAUCCUCAGGGCUGAGAUGAAGCAAUAUUCCAAAAGCACUACCUCUUCGAUGGGUCCAGAGGCUGUACAGUAGCAAUAGGACAGGAUACAGAUAUAAGGUUGUGAUCGGAGGAGCCCAACGGAGAGAACAGUUUUAACAGAGUGAGCCGAAGGGUUAGAGGUUAGGAGGUCUAGAAUGUUGGGCCUGUCCCAAGGCGGUUGGGAAUAUGUGUAGGGUGCUGAACAAGCUACUCUAGAUCAUUGAGGAGAGCAAAGUUGUAGGUUUGUUCACCAGGCUGGUUAGUGAAAGAGGAUGAAAGCCAAAGCUGGUGGUGAACAUUGAAAUCUCCCAAGAUAGAGAUUUCAGCGAAGGGAGAGUGAGUUAAGAUGUGCUCCACUUUGGGAUUUAGAUAGUCAAAGAAUGAUGAUGAUGAUACUAUCCCUUGAAUUU